Molecule: messenger RNA, 1739 nt
Organism: Oncorhynchus tshawytscha (Chinook salmon)
Lineage: Eukaryota; Metazoa; Chordata; Actinopteri; Salmoniformes; Salmonidae
Exons: 9
Coding region: 157-1161 (334 amino acids)
Biological process (GO): positive regulation of mast cell activation; phagocytosis, engulfment; proteolysis
Cellular component (GO): cell surface; extracellular region
Molecular function (GO): phosphatidylserine binding; protein binding; virus receptor activity
Source: RefSeq, a predicted model, not a curated record
GGUGUGAGCAUGUCUGAACACCUGCCUGCUAUUUCCUGGGAUUCUCACCAAAGGGAGAACACAACUUGUUUGAACUCGACAGGCCAGAGACUGAGUGAAGGGGAAGAUGACUGAACACACAGCACCGUCUGUUUCUGUUGUACAGUAAACUCUGAUAUGUUGUCAUGUGUACAAGUUGACUGCAGUAAAGGGAGAGGGCCAGUCCUGGACUUUGAAACGAGGGCACAGGGGGGCCAAAUGGAGCGUUGGAGGUUGAGCUUACAGGCCAGCAUGUUUCAGUUCAUGCUGUUCACUACUCUUCUGCUGGAUUUAUCCGCAGUGUCCAACACAGCUGUUCUAGUACGGAAUGGAUCCUCUGUGACUCUGCUCUGCAAAAACUCUAGCAUGAGUAAUGCUUGCUGGAGCAGAACAUGUAAUGGGUUUUGGUGCGUUGAACCAAUAGUGGAGGUAUCCGGACCUGACAUUUUUGGCCCGAUACACCCCGACAAAUACAGCCUCAGAGGAGACCUGAGCAUUGGAGAGCUAGACCUCACCCUUUCAAAUGUGAAGCCAGCAGACGAUGGGACAUACUGCUGCAUGACCAGUACAUCACCAAACUCAAUGACCUACCAUCUGAAAAUAGUUAAUGGUUGUGUGAGGGAGCUCCUGAAAGAUGUUUGUUUCAUUUAUAAUGACAUUAAGCACUUUGCAAGCCCAAAUGCAAACCAAUGUCAACAGAACUGCACCCAACUUGAUGCCUGUCAGUAUUUCACAUAUAUUCACAGUCGACAGGAGUGCUAUCUGAAGGGCUCAGCUGGUGGCAGGGCAAUGAAUGUGAUACACUUAGAAGACAGAGUUUCAGGCUACACCCUUAAAGACUGCGAGGAAAAAGGAAAGAAAACUGUAAGCAUGGUGAAGAUGUUUCUGAAAGUACCUCCAGGAGUUGACCUUAAUGACCCUCUGGUGAAAGAGCAAAUUCUCACACAGAUACAGGCAGAGAUCACCCAGACAGAUGGAGGUGCAUCUGUGCGAUGGAAGGAGCAGUCGGAUGGAAAAGUCUUCCAGAAGAAAGGAGAGAAAGAAAGAAUGACAGUGUGUAAAGAAGUCACAGGAAUGCUGAGUGAGACUCCUACAGGGGACAAAGUGGACUUCAUUUAUUUGAAAGAGAAAUUAAAUUUUUGACGAAGACUUUCUUCUAAUUGUUCUGCUUUAUCUGAAAUGUUACGUCAUGUUCAAAGAGUUGUAGUAGGCACAACAGGGUAUGCUGAUUUGUUGAUCAUAAUCUGUUCAUCAAAGUUGAAGCCUUCAUUCUUUUCAUGCUUUAUUUAACCAUGAUCAGUCACAUUGAGAUCUCUUUUUCAAGUGAGCCCUGGGAUUAAUGUAGCAAUGUGUAACAAAGCUAAAUAUCCCGAUUCAAUCAAAGCUACAAACCAGGCUUCCUAGGGUAAGAGAACAACAACCUAUUUAUUCUAUGAUGAGAAACAAUGAUUGAUUUAAUAUGCAAUAAGUACAACUUUUUAUUUCACUUUAAACACAGAGCUUUGAAUGUGUGAAUUCAAGUAUGUUUACAGGGCAAAACAAGGGUGUCUGAACUUUAUUGAGUAUGGGCUAAGUCUGUGCUAAACAAAUGUUCUAAAGAUAAUUAUAUUUGAAAACGCAUACAAUAUCAACAUUCCAGACUAAGUUAUGUCAAACUAUUUAAACUGUUCACAUUAGAUAUGCAUAAUUGUCACAGUGCAACAAAUAAAACUUCCACAUGG